CAAAUCAAAAUUGAAUAGUGAAUCGGGUUUGAUCAUCUGGCCCAGUUGAUCGAAUAUUUCCUAUCGAGAGUCGAAAGUAAACGAAGUCUCAUCCAGAGCCGGAGCCAGACCCAAUCUUAACUCUCUCAAGCUCACAACGCCGAUAGAGAGAGAGAUUGUCCCCACCGUCCGUCCCUGUCGAAUCAAGAAGCCCAUUACCAAAGGUCAAUCAUCACCCCGUUGAAGGAAAAGAAAACAAAGAACGGCCUUUUUUUCCAGACCGCUCCAUUAAAAGUUCCCACGAAACCCAGGCACCGAUUUGAUCCAUUACAGUUCUCCAUUGUGCCCUGAGAGAGAGAGAGAGAGAGGUCAUUCUCGGAGCCGUAAGAUCAUCAUUCUCAAAACUCUCGGAAAAACCCUAUUACCUGUUUGUGUAAAUGUCUGUGAGAAGAUAACAUCGUCAUCGUUUUGGUAACUAUGAUCAACACCAACAACGCCUCCAUGCUGCCGUCGUCGUCAUCAUCGGCGGCAACCAACGCGCAGUCGCCGACUCUCAAGACGUAUUUCAAGACCCCAGAAGGCCGUUAUAGGCUUCAUUACGAGAAGACCCACCCGCCAGGUCUUCUUCACUACGCUCAUGGCAGGACCCUCACUCAGGAAAUCUAUACAUUGGUAACCCUAGCUUCUCUCAAGGAUAAGCCAACACAGACUCCACUAUCAACAUCAUCAAGCAUGAGUGUUAGCAGUGGUGUGAGAUCAGCGGCAGCUAGGUUCUUAGGUGGUGGGAAUGGGAGUCGGGCACUUAGUUUUGGUGGAGGCAAUGGUGGGAGUAAGUCUGUAAAUGUGAGUAGCAGAGUUGGGUCUCUGGCUUCAUCAAGCUCCAAUAGUGGGAUGAGUACUUCAAACUUUGAUGGCAAGGGAACUUAUUUGGUGUUCAAUGUUGGGGAUGCAAUUUUCAUUAGUGAUUUGAAUUCUCCAGAUAAGGAGCCUAUAAAGUGUAUAAACUUUGGCAAUUCAAAUCCUGUUUGCCAUGCAUUUGACCCAGAUGCUAGGGAUGGGCAUGAUUUGCUUAUUGGGUUGGCAUCUGGAGAUGUCUAUUCGGCGUCAAUAAGACAACAAUUACAAGAUUCUGGAAAGAAGCUUGUUGGAGCACAGCAUUAUAACAAAGAUGGCUGUGUUGAUAAUAGUCGUUGUACAAGCAUUGCUUGGGUUCCUAAUGGGGAUGGCGCUUUUGUUGUUGCUCAUGCAGAUGGGAACUUCUAUGUGUAUGAAAAGAAUAAAGAUGGUUCAGGAGAUCCAUCAUUUUCUGUUAUUAAGGAUCAAACUCAAUUUUCUGUUGCACAUGCACGUUACAGUAAGAACCCAGUAGCUAGAUGGCAUAUUUGCCAAGGUUCAAUCAAUAGUGUAGCUUUUUCAACUGAAGGGACCUACAUUGCAACUGUUGGCAGGGAUGGUUAUCUACGGGUAUUUGACUAUAAUAAUGAACAACUGAUUUGUGGUGGGAAAAGCUAUUAUGGUGCUCUAUUAUGUUGUGCUUGGAGCAAGGAUGGAAAAUACAUUUUGACUGGAGGUGAAGAUGAUCUAGUUCAAGUUUGGAGCAUGGAAGAUCGGAAGGUUGUAGCAUGGGGUGAGGGACACAACUCUUGGGGUGGCAGGUCAGCGGAGUUGCUUUUGAUUCCUUCUGGUCAUCUCCAAAUUCAGACGACUCAAGUCAAAACAUUGUGUUCCGAUUUGGUUCUGUUGGACAGGACGCACAAUUGCUUUUGUGGGACCUGGAGAUGGACGAGAUUGUUGUGCCACUACGCCGAGCACCUGGUGGUUCUCCCACAUUCAGCAGUGGUAGCCAGUCAUCUCAUUGGGACAGUGCUCAUCCAUUGGGUACUCUGCAACCUGCUCCUAGCAUGCGAGAUGUUCCAAAGCUCUCCCCGAUGGUUGCGCAUCGUGUUCACACCGAACCUCUCUCUGGUUUGCUAUUUACUCAGGAAUCCGUUGUUACUGUGUGCAGGGAGGGACACAUUAAGAUCUGGACAAGACCUGGGUUUCCUGAAAGCCAAUCAAACAACUCUGAUCCUGUGUUAAGCACCAGUUUGAAGGAGAAACAAUUGCUUUCUGGAAAAGUAGGCAGUUCUACUUACAAGUGAUGAAAAUGGUCAUUAGAAGUGAGACACAGCCAAUCUCAUCGUUAUGGCGUUGCAUUUCUAUAGGUUCUGAUCAGUCCCUGCCUUUCAUCUGGUUGGUUUGCUCGGAAUGGCAAAGCCUUUCAGACACGAGACUGAAAACGGCACCCCUUUCAUGUCCACAGAUGAAAACGGCCUUUUAAUGGCGCGGCAAGAGGUUCAGAAGAGACAUCUCUCCCACCUUGUAACUAUUUACAUAGCUGCCUACUUGAUAAUAGAUGACUGCAGAAUAAUAAAAGUUUCUGUUCCAAAUGUAUAAUCCUUCGGGUUUUGUUUUUAUUGACCCUUCUUCCUUUGAAAUUGCCUAGAUCUUUUGCCUUUUUGUUUAAUUUUCUCUUUCUUGGAAUUGGAAUUGGAUUGUAAGGGUGUGUACUUCCAUUUAGAUUUGUCUACCAAAUAUUGACAUGGUCUACAGUAAUUAUCAGGCAAUUGAUCAUGUGAGCUUUAGGAGAUUA
Diospyros lotus (date-plum) is the source of this 2611-nucleotide messenger RNA. RefSeq lists its product as uncharacterized. The record is from RefSeq and is a predicted model, not a curated record. The transcript has 12 exons. Bases 457 to 2058 code for a protein of 533 amino acids. Gene Ontology annotation, molecular function: protein binding. Lineage: Eukaryota; Viridiplantae; Streptophyta; Magnoliopsida; Ericales; Ebenaceae.